GCCGUGCGGCUGCGCGGGGCCGCGGCUCCUCCCGGGCCAUGGCGGGGCGGUUGCUGCGUGCGGCCGGCGGGGCCCGGGCCCUGCUCUCCACCUCCGUGCCCGGCCCGUGCCCGCGCCGCGGCUGCGCCUCGGAGGAGGCGGCGGGGCCGGAGAGGGAGGCGGAGGCGCUGCUGGCCAUGGGCUUCAGCCAGGCGCAGGCCCGGCGGCUCCGCGAGCUGCAGCCCCGCUUGGGCCCGCGGAGGGCGGCGGCGGCGCUGGAGCAGCUGCUGCUGCUGGGGCUGGGCGCUGAGGCGGCGCUGGGGCUGCUGGAGCGGAGCCCGGAGCUGCUGCGGGCGGCCGAGGGGCGGCUGAAGGAGCGCGCCGAGUACCUGAGGCGCCUGGGGCUCGGCGGAGGGCACCUGCAGCGGGCGGCCGGGCGCUGCCCGCAGGUCUUCACCUUGCCCCGGCGGAGGAUGGAGGCGGCGGUGCGGGUGCUGCGGGAGAAAUGCCUCUUCACGGCCGAGCAGCUGACGGAGGUGCUGCAGAGCUGCCCCGGGGUGCUGCUGGAGGAGCCCGGCAGCCUCCAGUACCACUUCCAGUACGCGUACUUCAGGAUGGGCGUCCGCCAGAAGGAGAUGGUCAAGGCGCGUCUCUUCCGAACGCCCUUCGCUGAGCUGAGGACCCGGCACAUCUUCCUGGAGCGCCGCGGCCUCUACCACACCCCUGUCAAGGGCCAGACCCAAAGCAACAACCCCAAACUGAAGGAGGUCCUUCACCUCCCCGAAAAAGACUUCGUGGUCAACCUGGCCCGCGCCACCCUGGAGGAGUACGAGGUCUUCAAGAAGCUGCUGGCUCGAGAGGAGGAAGAGGAGAUGAAGGAAGAGGAAGAGGAGGAAGAAGAAGAGGAUGAGGACAGGGAUACAGAGUAUAUAGACGGAGAUAAGGGCUGGGAUGACGGUAGAAGAGUGUGACCGUGAGUAUGGGGGGCUCCCUGGGGUCUCCCAGCCCCACCACCCGCAGCACAGGUGUGAGGCACAGCGGCUGUGGGAUCCUGCCAGGCUCUGCGUGCAAGGCAGCAGUGAAUCCCAUAGAUCACAACGCAACGCUGACCCUUUGUCCUCCUCAUUGACCAGGUGCUUUAGAAAAUAUCCAGUUUCUAUCAAGUGUUUUUAUUAAAAACAAAACAAAACCAAAA
Anas platyrhynchos (mallard) is the source of this 1174-nucleotide messenger RNA. It is a transcript of the gene MTERF4, whose product is annotated as mitochondrial transcription termination factor 4. Gene Ontology annotation, biological process: regulation of DNA-templated transcription. Lineage: Eukaryota; Metazoa; Chordata; Aves; Anseriformes; Anatidae. Gene Ontology annotation, molecular function: double-stranded DNA binding. The record is from RefSeq and is a predicted model, not a curated record.